Molecule: messenger RNA, 907 nt
Organism: Periophthalmus magnuspinnatus
Lineage: Eukaryota; Metazoa; Chordata; Actinopteri; Gobiiformes; Gobiidae
Exons: 5
Coding region: 161-835 (224 amino acids)
Source: RefSeq, a predicted model, not a curated record
GUCCGCUUCAAUAAGAAGCUGCACAGAGCUUCAGUAAAACACAGAGUGAAGAAAGUCUGAAGAGAAGCAACAGAGACCAGAGAGACUGAGGUGUCGCUGUUUCUGCCCGUACACUGUGGUAUUUGUUGUAUUUUUGUACCUGUUAACUCUUUGAGACGCGAUGGCAAAGCGAGUGGCCGUCCUCUUGUCCGGCUGUGGCGUCUACGAUGGGACAGAGGUCCACGAGGCGUCUGCGGUCCUCGUGCACCUGAGCCGAGCUGGAGCUAAGGUUCAGAUGUUUGCUCCGAAUAUUCCCCAGAUGCAUGUAGUGAACCACCGUGAGGGGAAGCCCACAGAGGAGACGCGCAGUGUCCUGGAGGAGAGCGCUCGUAUCGCCAGAGGAGAGGUCAGCGAUCUGGCCACGCUGGACGUCUCGGCCUUUGACGCUGCGAUUAUCCCAGGUGGGUUUGGUGUGGCCAAGAACCUGAGCGACUGGGCAGUGAAGAGUAAAGACUGCAGCGUCCAUCCCGACGUGGAGAAGCUCAUUAAGUCCUUUCACAAAGCCGGAAAACCUCUGGGAAUGUGCUGCAUCGCUCCUGUUCUGGCCGUUAAGCUCCUGCCUGCGUGUGAGGUGACUGUGGGCCAGGACAAAGAGUGUGAGAAAUGGCCUUACGCACAAACCGCCGGUGCCGUGAAGUCCCUGGGAUGCAAACACGUGAACAGGGAGGUGGAUGAGGCUCACGUCGACAUGAAAAAUAAACUGGUCACGACCUGCGCCUUCAUGUGCAACGCCCCCGUCCACCAGGUGUUUGACGGAGUGGGCGCCAUGGUCAGAGAGGUGCUCAAACUCGCCUGAGCAGGAAGUACAGAGAGGACGAGCGUGGAACUGCGGCUUUAUUUGAGUUUUGUGUUCACGUUAAAUAAAUUA